Cyprinodon variegatus (sheepshead minnow) is the source of this 1340-nucleotide messenger RNA. RefSeq names its product protein FAM60A-like (gene sinhcafl). The coding region runs from base 541 to 1200 and encodes 219 amino acids. The transcript has 6 exons. The record is from RefSeq and is a predicted model, not a curated record. Gene Ontology annotation, biological process: negative regulation of cell migration. Lineage: Eukaryota; Metazoa; Chordata; Actinopteri; Cyprinodontiformes; Cyprinodontidae.
AAAUGUGGAAAGACUCCUGUCGACAAUGGGAUAACGUGGAAGUGAACGAGAGCGUGGCCUCGACGGCUAGCAGUUAUGCUAACAGCUAACAACAAUGAGCCAUAUUUGGCGCACUCGCAGGCGAAAAGUUUGAAUUUAAAGGGGAAGAGGAUGUCCACCUUAACUUUGCGAUUCUUAAUAAAGAGUAAAGCGCGCACACGAAGCGCGUCCAAAUCGUAGCCGUUGUUCAGGUUAUUUAAUAUCGCGGUAGCUUUUUGUCUUUGAUUUCAGAAAGUGCAGCUGCCCGCUUUUUGUUUAGGGCAGCCGCUGCAUAUAGACCUGCCGCUUAACGACGUCUCGCUGCAGAUACAUCCACUGUCUCUAAACGUGGGGAUUUAGCCGCUUCUUUUGUUUAUGUGCACAUUUGUGUCGAAAAUUAACGCUCUUUUUUAAUUACUGUAAUCGCGCUCCAGUAGGAUCCCGCUGACUACUUUUUAAGUUACGAUCCUUGUUGAGACACGUGUUUUCUUUCAUUGGCACGCGCUCACCAACAGAUUCAGGAUGUUUGGCUUUCAUAAGUCAAAGAUCUACCGCAGUAAUGAAGGCUGUUGCAUUUGUAAAACCAAGUCCUCCAGCUCACGCUUCACGGACAGCAGCAGAUAUGAGGAGACCUUCAAGAUGUGCUUUGGGCUGUCUGAAGAUCGUGUUGGAGACAUUUGCAAUGCAUGUGUGCUGCUGGUGAAGAGAUGGAAGAAGCUGCCUCAUGGCUCCAAGAAGAACUGGAAUCAUGUGGUGGAUGCCAGAGCUGGUCCGGGUUUUAAGGUGACAAAGCCCAAGAAGAUAAAAAACAGUGAUGGAAAGAAAAAGAGCAAGCUGAAGAAGCUUCAUAAGUUUAAGAGACAAACAGACUCUGAUGCUCACAGCACGACCUCCAGCAUGUCUCCUGCCCAGUCUCCCAGUCACAGCAACCAGUCAGAUGAUGGUUCAGACAUCGAAUCCAAACAAAGACGUUCAUCUCCUUCAAUCUUUUCCUUCCUGGAUCGUUCUUACUGGAAGAGACAAAAGGUGUGCUGUGGAAUUAUCUACAAAGGUCGGUUUGGAGAAGUGAUUAUUGAUCCCCGACUUUUCAAGCCUUGCUGCAGCUCAAAAAAACCGAAGACACCAUCACAGGUGCCCACACUCCAGCCGCAGCUCCCAGAGGAUUUGAAAGAAACUUGGUGAAUUGUUUAGUCAGACCUCCCUCUCAUUUAUGGGGCUAUCCAUGGCAUCCCCCUGGAUUUGUCUCCAGUGGCAGACCUCAUUUUCAUUCCCCCUUAGAUCAGUUAAUGUCCUCCUUUGCUAUAUUCAUUUUGUAUGUUUUU